Lasiosphaeria miniovina is the source of this 1500-nucleotide messenger RNA. Its product is annotated as RmlC-like cupin domain-containing protein. Gene Ontology annotation, biological process: oxalate metabolic process. The transcript is spliced from 3 exons. Bases 1 to 1500 code for a protein of 499 amino acids. The record is from RefSeq and is a predicted model, not a curated record. NCBI's taxonomy places the organism in Eukaryota, Fungi, Ascomycota, Sordariomycetes, Sordariales, Lasiosphaeriaceae. Gene Ontology annotation, cellular component: outer membrane-bounded periplasmic space.
AUGCAUCAUCUCGUACACGUCAUCGUCUCGUUGGCGAUUGUCCAUCGGCACUCGGUUGUCCUGGCACUGCCGACUCCGCAGAUCGGCGACUAUGGAGAGAACUCGGGGCCAGUUGGUGGCGUGAAGCCACCCAUGCCGACGGUGACGGCUGCCAGUGGAUCGCUCCGCGGCGACUCUAGCCUCCUGGGUGGCAAUGCACCGCUUCCAGACCCGGGCAAGUCGGAUCCGGCUGUGGUGCCGAACCCGGAGCUUGUCAACGGGCAGGAGGCCGGCGCCAAUCUGGGCCUGUACCUUGACUUUGACAGUGCCAACCCGCCCCAGCCUAUCCGUGGGACCGAGGGAUCCACGGACCCGGGACCUCGCACCUUUGACUACGAGAAGCUGAAUCCGGACCUGUUCACGCCGCCCGGGACGGACGGUGGCAGCGUGCCUAGCCUCAUGUGGCCCAUGGGUCUCUCCCACAACAGGCCCGGCACGGGCACCAACUCGGGGUGGGCACGGCAGCAGAACACGGACGUGCUGCCAGCGGCCAAAGCCAUGGCUGGAGUUGACAUGCGGCUCGCCCCGAACUCAUACCGUGAGCUCCAUUGGCACACGGCGUCGGAGUGGGCACUCAUGCUCAAGGGCUGCACGCGCGUGGCCGCCGUCGACGACGAGGGGCGCAGCUUCAUCGACGACGUCUGCGCCGGCGAUGUUUGGUUCUUCCCCGCCGGGGUGCCGCACAGCAUCCAGGCCUUUGGGGAGGGUGCCGAGUUCCUGCUCGUCUUCGACGACGGCGGCUUCUCCGAAGACGGCACCUUCCUCGUCUCCGAAAUGUUCCAGCGCAACCCGCUCGAGGUGCUGAGCAAGGACCUGCGCGCCGACGUGUCGGCCUUUGACGACCUGCCCAAGGGCCAGCUCUACAUCUUCAACGGCACCCCCGCCCCCGAGGACGUGCAGCAGCAGAACACGACGUCGUCAGCCGGCGCCCUCACGGGUAACAACUCCUUCACCUACCACUGGUCGCUGCAGCAGCCCUUCACCACCCCCGGCGGGUCCGUCAAGAUUCUCGACCCCCAGACCUUCCCCGUGGCCAAGAUGUUCUCGACGGCCCUGAUCACCAUCCAGCCCGGCGCCAUGCGCGAGAUGCACUGGCACACCACCUCGGACGAGUGGUCCUUCUUCCUGCAGGGAUCCGGCCGCAUCACCGUCUACGUCGCGCCCGCCGCCUCGCGCACUUUCGACUACACGGCCGGAGGCGUCGGCUACGUACCCGCAGGCUCCAGCCACUACAUUGAGAACACGGGCGACGAGGACCUCAUCGUCCUCGAAGUGCUACAGGCUCCCAAGUUUAGCGACAUUAGCGUCGCUCAGUGGUUGGCCCUCACCCCGAAGCAGGUCAUCAAGGACCACCUGCACCUGCCCGACUCGGUCAUCGACGCCCUGCCCAAGGAGAAACCCAUCAUUGUGCCUGGCAACAAGAACUUGACGGCUCUGGCCGGCGGCGGAAGGGCUUUCUAG